AACCGUUCAACAGUCUUCGCAUGUUGUGCUGGGAAGACAGUAACGGAUUGAAAUAAUUUUGGGUUGUAACUUGUAACCAAAGAUCAAUAAAAGUCGGGUAAUUCAAACGAAGCACGCGAUAUGACUGGAACCAAGGAAAAUAAAAAGAACGAAGAACCAAAAACGAAAGCAAAACCGAAAGCUGAACGUGUAGUUGUUGUUGAGGCUGACGUUAAAACUGAAUCUAAAACUGACGCCAAACAUAAGGUUUCUUUGGUUGAUGAGCCAGAAGUGGGUAGCAGCGGCUCUAGUUCCACUACUACAAAAUCCAUUGUAAGCCAUGAAAGCGUUGAAGGUGAGGAGGAAGGAAGAGAACAUAGUCAGCAAAUAGGCAAUUCACCAUUGGCAGCGAUUCAUGUCGAUCGUGUGGAAUAUUUGUCUGCUCAUAGAGAGCUUACACUAGAACGUCAGCAUCAACAGGUCCUUAAUAACAUACUACACCGGAGACUUGCUGAAUAUUACAAGAAACGUAAAUGCGAACAUGUUUUGAAACCGUUGGAAGGCGCUAUGGAUAUGGAAGAAAAAUACCAACAGAAGUUACUUUCCUAUCAAGAACUGAAGGAGAAAGCAGAAAGAGAAAUCGCUGAUAUAAAAAAGAAAGUAACUGAGGUUGAAGAAACGUACGGUGGAAGGCUGGAACAUGCCGAAAAGAAAUUUGAUGAGUUGCAACAUCUAGAAAGAUCAACUGGGUCGGGUCUUAUUUAUUCUAGAAAAGGAAAGCCUAUUGCUAAUAAGACCGUAGAAAGAUUCCUUACUCUUCAAAGGCGUAAGAGUGAACAGUCUUCAGCUCUAUGUCUUCGUUAUAUACGAGCGAGGAAUGCUGUAGCUGAACUGGAGGCUAUUGUGAAGAAUCUGGAAACUCUUGGCCCAGGACUUUAUGUGUAUCAGUAUGAACAGCUCAAUAUUGACAACCAGAACUACAACACUAAGAUUGAAGAACGUGAAGACGAACUUAUAAAAAACCGCACGAAGUGUACAGAGCAUAACCAAAUCUUGGCUCACAUCAGAGAGAAGAUGCAUCACACUGACGAGGUCAUUGACUUUGCCGAAUGUGAUCUUGGGGACGCCGAAAUGGAAUUUUACAGGGCUAGAGAAGAUCUCGGCAUGAUUAAGAGCCGUCGCAAUAAACUUCGCUGGUCGUUGGAAGAAGAAAGGCUCAAAGCAGGUCUCUUAACGAGAAAAGAUUUACUGCGAGACUUCCAAGCUUCCUUGGACGAGGUGGUCCAUUUAGGACAAAGGAAGAAACAAUUGGAGGCUCAGGUAUUAAAAGCCUCCAAAGAGUUGAGGCAUGCUCGCAAACAUGUACUGGCCCAAAGUAAUUUACACCGUCACAUGUAGGAUAAGACUGCUGGUACGGCCGUCAAGCAAAAUUAAACCUAAUUGCUCUAUCAAUUGAAUCUUUGUUUCACUUCAACGGUAAGUAUUAUUGUGGUUGUUUGUACUUAAAGACGAAAAUGCAAUGGUAUUUUCUUUUGUAAUUUUUCUUUAAAAUGUGUUUACUUGUUGUUGUUAUUUAUUUGAAUCAUGUUGUAUUUUUUAAGUUGGAAAUAUUGUAUGAAACAUUGGAAAUUUUAUUUAAAUUAUAAUUACAUAAUUGUGCUUGAA
This is a messenger RNA of Spodoptera frugiperda (fall armyworm), 1644 nucleotides long. Its product is annotated as coiled-coil domain-containing protein 96. The record is from RefSeq and is a predicted model, not a curated record. Gene Ontology annotation, biological process: cilium assembly. Bases 121 to 1377 code for a protein of 418 amino acids. NCBI's taxonomy places the organism in Eukaryota, Metazoa, Arthropoda, Insecta, Lepidoptera, Noctuidae. The transcript is spliced from 9 exons. Gene Ontology annotation, cellular component: axoneme; ciliary basal body.